UUUUUGUUUUAUUGGCUACCAGCUUCUAUUGUAAGAACACCCUGGAUACCCCCUCCUCCUGAAGGACAGUGAUGAGACAGAGACUGCUGAAGAAAGCCAUAAAUAUCACUGCUCAUGGAUACAUUUAUUACUGAAUGUUUCUUAUCAGGAAAACAGUCACCAGUGCCAAAGUGCCAUUGUGAGCCUGGAACAGAGGCAAGUUUGACACAGGAUUUGUCUUGUGAAAGGCUUAAAGGAUAAUGGAAAAGAGGAGGAUGAAAAUAAUUGCUGCUAUUGUGCUUAUGCUUGAGAUAUUCAACAGUUUUGCUCUUUCAGAUGGAAUUUUUUUGAUCUACAAUGUACAUAAGAAUAGAUGCCUGACAGACAACCUGCAAUGGUUAGAGAUGUGUAACCCUCUCAGCACAAAACAGCAGUUUCGCUGGACUUCUGAUGACCGAAUCUUGAACAUUGCCCAGAAGAAAUGCCUUGGCAUAGGGAGCAAGAACCAGGGGAAUAAACUGCAGUGGUACCUCUGUAAUGCUAAACAUGACUUCCAGAAGUGGGAAUGCACCAACAAUUUACAAUUUAAUGUGAAGAAUGAAUCACUGUACCUGUCCCUUCAGGGAGAGACUUAUUCUCUAACGCUGUCCAAAAAGCAGGAUGACAAGAGCCAGUGGACGAUACGUGGAACAACAGACAGCGUUUGCUCUCAACCAUAUGAAGAAUUAUAUACACUGGGUGGAAAUGGCUUGGGUCGCCCAUGUCAUUUUCCAUUCUUGUACAAAAAUAAAUGGUAUGCAGACUGUACAAGAGAGGACUCUGUCAAACGCCUGUGGUGUGCAAUUGAAAGUAGAUACGAUGAUAAUCAGCUCUGGGGUUAUUGCCCGACAAAUGAAAUAGAUGAUUUCUGGAGCAAGAACCCUCUCACGGGCAUGUAUUACCAGGCAAACAAAGAGUCUGCACUGACCUGGCAUCAGGCCAGAAAAAGCUGUCAGCAGCAGGGGGGAGAACUCUCGAGCAUAACUGAGCCCCAUGAUCAAACCUUCCUCUCAGGUUUGACUCAGGCUGCAGGCCCAGGAUUGUGGACAGGGUUAAACAAUUUAGAUGACUCAAGUGGAUGGCACUGGAUCAACAGGCAGCCAUUACGUUAUUUAAACUGGCUCAAAGGCCAACCAUCCUCACAACCAGGUCAUACCUGUGGGGUGAUAAGUCAGCAGCAUGAUUCCAAAUGGUCAGCUGAUGAUUGUUCUGCGAGACAUGGGUAUAUCUGCCAAAAAAGUCGCUACACUCCCACUAUUCCACCAAUGGUACGCACAGGAUCUUGCCCCAGUCCAUGGAUACCUUACUCAGGUCACUGCUACUAUCUUAAUCGUGCCAAAAAAACAUGGAUGGAAGCAAAAGAUACCUGUCGACGUGAUGGUGGAGACCUGCUGAGCAUUCUCAAUGUAGAGGAGCAAAGCUUUGCCAUCUCACAACUUGGAUACUUAAAGACGGAUGAGUUGUGGAUUGGCUUGAAUGACCUCAAGACUGCGAUGUAUUUUGAGUGGAGUGACCAUUCCAACGUGCCAUUUGUCUCAUGGGAGAAGAAUGAACCAAGCCAUAAUGCUGACAAUAAAGAGGACUGUGUUUUAAUAAGAGGAGAGGAGGGCAAAUGGGCUGAUGCAAUCUGUAAAGACAAGCAUGGAUUCAUCUGUAAGAAAGAUGCAAAUUCAAGUCCAUCCACUAAUGAUACAGUUAUCACAAAUCAUGGCUGUAAGCCUGGCUGGAUCAGAUAUGGGUACUACUGCUACUUUGUAGGAACAGAAACUAAAACAUUUGAAGAGGCUAAACAGACAUGUGUGAAAACUGAUUCUUAUUUGGUUGAUAUCACAAGCAGAGUUGAAAAUGCUUUCCUGACCAGCAUGGUAGGAAUGCGACCAGAGAAGCACUUCUGGAUUGGACUCUCUAAUAUCAAGGAUCGGCACACGUUUGAGUGGACUACCACCAGAAAGGUUUCGUACACUCACUUCAAUGCUGGAAUGCCAGGGGGAAAACAAGGGUGCGUUGCCUUUGCCACGGGAACACUUGCUGGAUUAUGGGACGUACUAAGCUGUACUAAUAAGGAAAAAUAUAUCUGUAAACGGAUGGCUGAGGAUGUUAUCACUACUGCGGCCCCUGCAACUACCCCUGCUCCCAACUGCAGCCAAGAUUGGUAUCCACUUUUAAACAGAGACUUCUGUUUGAAGUUAUUUAAUGUGCCAAGUGAACAACAGAAGUCUUGGUCUGAAGCACUCAGCUUCUGCCGGGAACUUGGGGGUGAUCUGCUGAGUAUCCAUGGUCCCUUGGAUUUGCACCUGAUUCCAAAUGUCUACACUCGUGGAGCAUGGAUUGGAUACAGUAUCCAAGAUCCCUCUGUUGGUUAUGUAUGGAGUGAUGGAUCCUCUACAUCUUACGAAAACUGGCAAGAGGAUGAACCAAACAAUUACAACAAUGUGGAAAACUGUGUUGAAAUGACGUUUUGGUGGUGGAGAAAAAACGGAGAAUGGAAUGACGUGCACUGUGAAGACAGAAAGGACUGGUUUUGUCAAAUUCGAAAAGGAGUUACACCAAAUGAAGUGGAAAUUAUUUCUCAAACAUAUAAUAAAACAGAUGAUGGCUGGGUUAUAUACAAUGAUAAUCAGUAUUAUAUCAGUAAAUACAUGUAUUACUCUAUGGAAGCAGCAAAAUCGUUCUGUAAGCAAAGACAUGGAGAACUUGUGUCCAUUAAUGAUGAUAAAGAAAGACUGUUUCUGUGGCAUCAGGCAAAUAUACGUCAAGAUUAUUAUAUUGGCAUGACAGUUGAUCUGGAUAAGUCUUUCACGUGGAUGGAUGGGUCUCCAGUAGUAUUCGAGGCAUGGCAAAAGAACCAGCCCGCUGUUCUGAACAGUGAGGAGCAUUGUGUAACCAUGACUUAUUCUCAAGGGCUUUGGGAGAGUACAAAUUGUGGUGAACAACAAAAUUUUAUCUGUAAACGAAGUGGCUCUGUCGAAGUCAAUUCCACUGCUGCUCCCACUAAGCCACCCAAAGGAGGCUGUGCUCCAGACUGGGUGAAGUUUCAGUCAAAGUGUUACAAAGUGGGACUGGAGCAGAAAACAUGGACUGAAGCCAGAUCAUACUGUAGACAACUUGGAGGAGAUCUAGCUUCUGUUACUAACAGACUUCAGCAAGCAUUUGUAACCUUACUGAUGGGUGGUGAUAACCCUGAAGAGUUAUGGAUUGGCUUCAGUAACUUGGCAAACAAAGGAUUUAAAUGGACAGAUGGAAGUACCCUCAGAUAUACAAACUGGGCCAAAGGACAACCAAGAGAAUAUAUGUGGAUGUGGGACAAUCAGGAACCAUCUUGUGUUGUACUGGGAAGCACGCAAAAAACUGAGAUAGGCAAAUGGGUAACAAAAGACUGUAAUGACACCAGUGGAUUUAUUUGCACUCGUGCUUUUGAUCACUUUAUUGAACCUAGCCCAACAAAGACACCCACAACUUACAAGCUUGGAAAUGAUUCUUACAUGGUCUUGCAGAAAAACUUGACCUGGAGUGAAGCAAAGCAUGAGUGUGAGUUAAAGGGUGCAACUUUGGCUAGUAUUCGGGACUUGCGUGCUCAAGCUUACAUUGAGCUGCAGACCUCAAAAUAUGAACAGCCCUUAUGGAUUGGCCUUAACAGCAAAGAGACAGAUGAAUACUUUAUGUGGAUUGAUAAAUGGCAGCUGAAUAUGGAAAAUUGGAGCUACGGUGAACCAAAAAGUAACCGCACCUGUGUUUAUGUGAAUGUGGACGGAAAAUGGAAAACUGCCUACUGCAAUCAAAACUUCUACAGCAUAUGUAAAAAGUCAACAGACAUUGCUCCAACUCCACCAGUGCAGUUCCCUGGGGUGUGCCCUGAAAUAGAGGAUGCUGACCCAAAGAUGAUUUGGUUGCCUUUUAGAGGGCACUGCUAUGCAUUUGUGACACAAAGCGUGUCAUGGAGCAGGGCCUCUCAGCUCUGUUUGGCAAGAGGGGCCUCUCUUGCCAGCAUUGAAGAUACAAAAGAAGAAAAUUUUAUACAGCAGUACAUCAGCUUUCUUGGAAAUGAUCAUGGCAUGUUCUCAAUAGGCCUCUUUAAGACAUAUACAGAACACUGGCUGUGGCUGGACAGAAGUGUUGUGGAUUACACUAAUUGGGAAGAAGCUACAGAAGAUUACUAUGAGGGUGACUGUGCAUUUAUUUCCAGUGAAACUAAAAAAUGGAGAAAACGUCACUGUGUGUAUGAGAGUGCAGCAUAUAUCUGCAAAACACUCAAGGUUCCAAGGCCAACCACUUCAAGUACUACAGCUGAGGUUGUAAAGCAAAAGACCCUCGCUGGUGUGGCUGUGGUUGUGGUGAUUGCAGUGCUGUUUGUGCUGGCUGGAUUGGCUUAUAUCUACCAAAGAUGGACCAAAAACCGGGCUGCUAUACCUUCAUACGAGAACCCAAUGUAUUACACUACAGAAGCCCCCUGUACAGAGGACAAAGAUACCAAAACAUUAGUUGACCACAUGGAAAAUAAUGAAUAAGUUUCAUAAACAUCGUUUUGUAAAUAGUUCUUUCUUGUAUUAAUCAUUUUAUUCUUUACAUUACACAUUAACUAACGUGAAUGUUCCACAUUUGGGGUAUUAAGUGAGUGGUUUUGAAAUUAUAUCACUGCUUUGGGGCACAAAUGUUUAUCAGAAACUGGAAACAGGUGUUUUGGGUACAAUCUAGAGUAGCUUUGUUCUUCAAAUACCUGUUUGUCUUAAAUUAAAUAAACGAAUAUCACAGAUUCAUAGAGAUUAGUCUGCAUGUAAGUUCUUACAGGUUUAUAAAGCUGUGUUUUUUUUAAUGUAUUCUUUUUUCCUAUUUUGUAGCUGGUGAAGCAGUUUGGCUGCAUACGUUUAUGUAUCACUGAUCAUGUAUUUUUAUUAUUAUUAUUAUUAAAAGGUUAUUUAAAGUUAUAA
Molecule: messenger RNA, 4943 nt
Organism: Hemibagrus wyckioides
Lineage: Eukaryota; Metazoa; Chordata; Actinopteri; Siluriformes; Bagridae
Gene: mrc1b
Product: mannose receptor, C type 1b
Exons: 32
Coding region: 240-4523 (1427 amino acids)
Molecular function (GO): signaling receptor activity
Source: RefSeq, a predicted model, not a curated record